This is a messenger RNA of Linum tenue, 3973 nucleotides long. The record is from the annotation of a GenBank genome assembly. NCBI's taxonomy places the organism in Eukaryota, Viridiplantae, Streptophyta, Magnoliopsida, Malpighiales, Linaceae.
UAAAGGCUAAUUCAGUACAAAAAUGACACCUUAACCCCACAAUAACAACCGGGCAAAAAAGAUAAACCCUGGUUUUGAUGUGGAAGUUCUUCCAAUCUGGACAAAGAUCGAACCCGUUGCAGUCAGAGUCGAACCAAACUGUGACAAGGGAAUGGGGUUUGAUUUGAAAAUCUGAACCUCCAAAGUGGGACCCUGUCCUGCCUUUUCUAGCCGGCUACGAGCCCAUCGCCCAUUGAUUGAUUGUCUAGUCUCGUGUUUAAGGUAUGAAUUAGACGAACCACCUGAAACGUACCUCCUCUAGAAAAGAGGAAAUUAAAGAUUCUUGCUGGCGGAGCGACGAUUCAUUUGCCUGUGACAGAUUUCAAUACCUUUUUCUUCUUGGAAUAAGAUAAACACCACGCCACCGUUUCCUUCUUCUUUCAUUUUCAGCCCGAAUGCGACGCUCCUUUGCUCAUCAAUGGCGAGCCCUGUGACAGAGAGCAACGAGCAAUCAUGGAGUUCGAGUGGGUGGCCGCUUGGGCUGCAAAUCAUGAAUUUAAGACUUCGGGUGAUGGAGAUCAGCAGAAACCAGACCAGCCGUCGUCUUCCGCCGUCGUCCAGUUUCUCCUCUUUCUCUUCCUCAAAUCUGGACACCGAGUCCACGGCCUCUUUCUUCCAAGACAACAGCGUGUCGUUGGGGAGGCUAAUUGGGUUUCGGCCAGCUGCCCAGAGAAGGAACGGCGUCGCGGCGGCGGCGGCGACGGAGGGUAAUGGGUGUGAAGGAGGUUCAAGAGGACAUGGGAGAGUAGGAAUCUGCAUACCCUUUAUACUCGGUACCAUUGACAAGAUCAGCAUCAGAAGAUCAAAGGAGAGAGGUCGAGUGAGUGAUAUCAUCUAGUGCAGAGUGGAUUGAAACUUGUUCUUGUUCAUGCUUUCUGGUCUAUUGAGAAGACCAUUGCUUUGUGGCCGAUUCGUGAACUGAAGGGUGUGUGUAGAUUUGUCUUUUGUGUAUCUUAAUUCUUGCGGUUUAAGUGUUCCUCCAUAGGCCACUCUUACAUGGGAUUUUGAUUCCUUUUUCAUCACAUGGUUUCCUUGACAAGUUGAAUUGCAUCAAUGGGAGGAUAAUUGGUAGAAUUGCUCUAAUGUAAUUGAUUCGAUAAACAUUGAAACGAAAUUGAAGUUGCAUUUUCUAACGAAUACAUUACAUACUAACUGAGCGCAAAGAAAGGGAAAUUCUAAGGCAUAUUGGUGAAUUUGUCGACCCUCUUCAUCUUGGAGAAAUCAAAGUUCUUGAGGAGUUCUUGCUGCUGAAUCUCGUCGCUGGAAGGGAGACCCAUCUGCUUCUGGCGCUGGUCGAACAUCAUCUUCUCCACCGUCGACCUCAACUCCGGAUCCAAAUCACUCAGCCUGCUGGGCUCUGGCUCCACCUUCUGCGUAUCAAUCUCCGGCCCUCCCUUCACCAGCGACUUCCACCAAUUCUUGUCGUCCGAUUUCGUCAGCAAAACAGAGACCGUCUUCUGAUCUUCCAAUUGCCAGAAAGACUCGCCCACUUUCACUGGACCCAACAGUUCGCCGUCGAUAAUCAUCGUCGGCUCGCCCUUGAGCCCGAGCUUCAGAGACUUCUUCCUGAUCUCGCACGAAAUCUGCCUCGAUUUCGUCCCGGGAGGGACUGGGACAGUGAUCGUUACCUCUUGAAGGCUCUGCCCCCACGAAUACUUCUCCAAAUCGAGUCCAUUGCCGGCGUUCGGAAGAAGAGAAGUGGGUUCCUCCUUCUUCUCCGGCGGAGGGGAGUUGGGAAUUGGGUUGGUCUGCGUUUCGUCGAUGUCGGAGAGGAUCGCCAUGGCUGCUACUGUUAUUGCGUCUCAAGUUGAUUUGUGAGUUUGGGACUUGGAGGAUUCGAUGGGCGGAGAGGGGUAUUUAUCGGAGAAUUGUGGUCGGAGCUUUCCGAGUUUAAAGAGGAGAAGGAAAUCCGGUUCAAUUUUGGUAUCUGAUGAUCCAUUAUCAACGACGACAAAAACCACAUACGGCGUCGUUUGGGUAUAUCCACGCCUUAAACCCACCAGAGAGUCUCUGACCUCUCUUUAUCCAAAACCUAAAACCCUCGAAACGAAUAGAGAUCGCGAUGUCCGCCACCGCAGUCGCCAGGUCAGUCCUCCGUUUCACCGCCGUCAGGCCUGCCACCGCACGCCGAUUACCCUCCAGAGCUAGGCCGGCGUUCUCCACUUUCCCCGCUGCAAGGAGAACCCCUCAGCCUUCUCUUCGUAUUUCCAGGCCGAUGAGCUGUUUGGCUGACACAUUGCUUCCGUAUCACUCCGCCAACGCCUCCGCAUUGAUCAAUUCGAAGCUCUCCGUCUCUCGCUGCGCUUAUGUCUGGACUCUCGAUGGUGACUAAAUGGAUAAUUAGUUCUAUACCGUGAUGGAGAGUGUGCGCUAUCUUCGUUAUGUUUCAGAUGAGAUGGCGAGUUGUCGUUGAAGGCGUUUCAGGCGUUGAAUGACCAAAUUUAAAUAUUCGAAAGUUCCUAUGUUUAUACAAUUCAAUCUGGUUUCCAACUAGAAUUUGAGUUUUGGAACAGUUACCAAGUUUUAAUACUUGCAGUUGAAAUUUGAACUGCUUGUAUUCAUUCUCCUGUGAGAGGGAAGGAGUUGCAAUGUACUCAGCCUCACGUCGAGGCAUUAUUUAUCGAGUUGCAUCGAUCUAGGAAGAAUCAAUUAUAGCCUCUGCUGGGAGCUAGCUAUGUGCCCAUGUCAUUUGCAUAUAUGCCUCCCAAGUUCCAGCAAAACUGGAAAUUGGAAGCAUGCUGUUCAUAUCACUGUCCUCUGUGCAGUUUCUCAUGCCUAUGUCCGACGAUGCUGGUCUCUUCCUCUUGCUCUUAGCUGAACAGUCUUCCUUGGUUCUUACCCUCAUCGAUCUGCCUUAACUAUAUGGGUCGACACCGUGCCAAGAUGCUACUCAAUUCCGAUUUGGUCACAACGACACAGUGUACAUAGAUUCCUGCUGGAUCCCAAUCCUAGUUAUAACAUGCCAAUUGAAGAUUCAAUUACAAGUACUGCUUGUACGGAACGCAAUAAGAAGGCUACGAAAGGCCACAAAGAGUUAUAUGGAUACUUCAACCAUAUAAAGCCAGGAUAUCAACUAAACAAUAGAGGAUUCUACUAUUAACAAUUCUAACAACAAAUGUUACUCCAAGGCAAGCUUAAAAUACCAGAGACUGAACCAAUUUCAGGGAGGUUCCAUAUACCAAACCCAGUAAAGAGUCAUAGCAUUAACAUCCCACAACACAAUGGAACAAAACCAGAAAACUUUGAUCAGGCCUCUAAAGACUUACAUAUCUCCACUUAAGCAAAAAAAAAACCAGAAAAACCAUUAAAAAAACUCCAUCCCUAACAAGCACCACCCCUUGAAAAACAUCAGCUCUACUCAUCUGCAGCAACCGUCACCAGCUCAUACUCCACCAGCGACAUAUUGUUAUCAUCUUUUACCACGAAAUUAGCAGGUUCAGUGACUUCAAUGCGACCCCACUUGUCAACAGCUAGCCUCAUGGAACCUUUGAACAUGUCGAUCUUUGAGUUUCGGAUUAUGAUAGUGGUUUCAGGCUUCACCAAGUCAACUUGUUCGUUGCGGGCGGUAAGGAGGAUGGUCCCGGUCUCGUCGCCGACGAGGCACUCCGCGAUGCGAGUGUUGCGGAGGCGCUGAGACGCUGCCCGGCCCUUCUGCAAGACGGUGUUGGACGACAAAACCUUGACGAUCAGGUUGUUGUUCUGGGUCCCCGGCUUCAGCUGGUCGACUUUCACGAACACCGGCUUCUUCUUCUCCACCACCACCCCCGCGCCCUGCUGCUGCUGCUGCUGAUUCGAGUUCGCGACGGUCGCCAUUUGAUUCGAGCGCGAUAGAUUCAGAGGUCCUUCGUUUAUCCGGGAACUGGAAGGUAGCUAGCGAGGCGAAGUGUCGCCUUUUGGGAAAGGAAUGGAAAACCCUAGAUGGAUGGAAGGAAGG